Messenger RNA from Beauveria bassiana ARSEF 2860, 3828 nucleotides. Its product is annotated as JmjC domain-containing protein. Gene Ontology annotation, molecular function: histone H3K9 demethylase activity; histone H3K36 demethylase activity. Lineage: Eukaryota; Fungi; Ascomycota; Sordariomycetes; Hypocreales; Cordycipitaceae. The transcript is spliced from 2 exons. Gene Ontology annotation, biological process: chromatin remodeling. The record is from RefSeq and is a predicted model, not a curated record. Gene Ontology annotation, cellular component: nucleus. Bases 1 to 3828 code for a protein of 1275 amino acids.
AUGGACUCCGACUCCGUGAAUGUCGCCACGGGGCCUGCGUCUGCCCCCGUCGUCGAUGACGCCCAGCAACACCUCGAGUCUUCGGACCCGUCCCAGCUCAACUUUCUGCACUCGCCACCAGACAGCAACAACGCAGUCAAGUCCGACGCGAGCGACUCCGAGCUCAGUGAACUCGAAGAGGAGCCCGCCCUCGAUGCCCCCCCCCACGGUCUCAGCGCUUCGGCCGAGCCGCCUGCUGCCGAGGAUGAUAAAGAUGACAUCGGAGACGUCUCACCGGAUCAUUGGUCCGGCACUGUGCCCGUCUUCAAGCCGACAAUGGAUCAAUUCAAGGAUUUCAAGAAAUUUAUGAACAAGGUCGAUAGCUAUGGCAUGACAUCUGGCAUCAUCAAAAUCAUCCCACCCCAGGAAUGGAAGGACGCCCAACCAAACCUCGACGAAUUAGUCAAACAAAUUCGCGUUCGCGAGCCGAUCAAGCAGGACAUCAUGGGCUUUAACGGAACCUACAGACAAGUCAACAUUCUUCACGGCCGAUCAUACAACCUCCCCCAGUGGCGACAACUCUGCGACCAGAGCGAGCACCAGCCGCCCGCGCGCCGAGGCGAACGACGAGCCAAUACGGAUAGACCGAAGCCCCCAAGACCAAAGCCCUCUGCACCGAAACAACCCAAGACGUCGAUGCCCAAGAAGCGUGGUCGCGGACGUCCAGCAAAGAACAAGCCCAAGCACGACGAGGCAGCGGCAGAACCAGAUAAUCGACCUAUGACCCCCGUGUCUCCAAAGCCAGCGACGGAUGAACCAAAUGAAGAAAAGCCCGAAAUUGUCAAUUCAGUUGAAACCGAUGCGCCAGACCCCGAAGCCGAACAAGAAUCUGCGCCUGCGCCCAGCCGAAUGGGUGGGCGUAUGGGAGGCACCAAGCUUGCCAAAGAAAAGACGCAGUCUGUUUCAGCCCGAAGAAAAAAUGGUCGUCGCGAAGGAUCUGUCACCAUUGAUGAGGAAGCCUUCAAGAACUUUGACUACAAGAUGGACAUAUCCGACUACACUGCCGAGCGAUGUGAGGAGCUGGAGAGAGCAUACUGGAAGACCCUGACGUAUGCGCCUCCUCUGUAUGGCGCCGACAUGAUGGGAACUCUAUUCGAGGACUCUGCCGACACCUGGAACCUCAACAAGCUUCCUAAUCUUCUUGAUGUCCUCGGUACCAAAAUCCCUGGCGUCAACACGGCAUACCUCUACCUUGGAAUGUGGAAAGCCACAUUCGCUUGGCAUCUCGAGGAUGUGGAUCUAUACAGCAUCAACUAUCUUCAUUUCGGCGCACCAAAGCAAUGGUACAGCAUCUCACAAGCCGAUGCCCCAAGAUUUGAAAAGGCGAUGAAAAGCAUUUGGCCUGCCGACGCCAAGUCUUGUAGCCAAUUCCUGCGUCACAAGGGUUACCUGAUCUCCCCACAGCAUCUCUUGUCACACUAUGGCAUUCGCGUAAACAAGUGCCUUUCGUAUCCCGGAGAGUUUGUCGUCACAUACCCUUACGGCUACCACUCUGGGUACAACCUGGGCUACAACUGUGCCGAGGCCGUCAACUUUGCUCUUGAUUCAUGGUUGCCGAUGGGUAAAAUUGCAAAGCGAUGCGAGUGCUCGCAAGCGCAGGACAGCGUUUGGAUCGAUGUCUAUGAAAUCGAGCGCAAGCUGCGCGGUGAACCGACGCCGGAAUACUACGAAGAGACGGAAGACGACGAAGAUGAAGACGAUAAAGACAUGUCUGGACUGCCUUCUCCUCCGUCCAAUGGCGUCAAAUUCAAGGACGGAAGGAAGCGCAAACACGGCGGAGACAAGGGGCAAAGGCUCAAGAUCAAAAAGGUCCGCUUGCGUCUCAAGUCCAGAGCAGACCCCCCGUGCUGUCUUUGUCCCAACGACUUCGUUGGCAUGGAUGUUUUACCCACCAAUGAUGGCCGCAAAGCUCACCGAAUGUGCGCCAUGUUCAUUCCCGAAACGUACAUUGACACAGUGGAAGGACAGGAUGUUGUGUGCAACGUCAACAAUAUACAUAGAGACAGGCUUGAUCUCAAGUGCUUGUUCUGUCGCUCCAAGCGCGGCGCCUGCUUCCAAUGCUCACAGAAGAAGUGCGCCCGAGCCUACCAUGCGACUUGUGCCGCUGCCGCUGGUGUAUUCAUCGAGGAGCAGGAUAUCCCAGUAUAUGGCCAAGAUGGUGUAGAGUACAAGGAGCAAGCAUUCGAGUUUAGCUGCCGCUUCCACCGCACCCGACGAGAUAAAAAGCUCGACAGCCUGGCGCUGGAGGGCGACGAGCGCAUUCAUCGUGCGGCCGAAGCUGUCAAAUCUACCGAAAUUUGCCAGUUCCAGUACGCCAAGGGCGACAUCUUUGCUGGAAUGGUUAUCGAUAACCGCCACGACGAGGAGACCUUCCUGAUCAGCAUCGUUCCCAGUGGCGAGCGCAUUGAAAUCGAAUGGAAAUGGCUGCUUAUACCUGACCCGUCCGAUUAUCACCUGCCCAAAGCAUCGCCAAACGCCUUACCACUGCCUGCGUCAGAGAAGGCGAGAAACAGACUCAACGCCAAGAGACAGGAUGACGACAAGCCGCGAAAGGACGAUGAAUUUGCGGAAGGAUACACAUGGGCCGAGUUCAAUCUGUUUGACGAUGUGGUCAAUAAAGAUCAGGCCAAGGUCGACUUUGCCAAGCCAGAUCAAUUGUGGCAUUAUCUUGGCAAGACCUCGACAGAAGCCAAGGCUCAAUACACCGAGGAUGUUACCAAACAAAGACAUAAUCCAGGAGGGAAUUUCCUGGAGACCAUCCCGAAACCACCAAAGCCUGUUACAGCGCCGAAGUACAAGCAGUACCGCCAAGGCGUGCCGAGCGGCUACAUGCACCAGCAAUACAACGGAGGCUAUAUUCCACCCCUGAGCGUCGGAAAUACGGUCAUGAGUAGGCCGUAUACGCAUCAGCAGUAUGGACAUGUUCAGGCAUCUGUUCCGGCGUACCAUCAGCCAGCACAAAUGGGCUGGAACAACACGCAAUCAGAGGGGCCCAGGUACAGUGUACACCCGUCCGUGUAUCAGACGUAUCAGUACUUCCAGGUCCACUACAACAGGGAACCGGCCCGGUACCGCACGCCAUAUGCAACCUACGGUGGUUUUAUCAACGGCUAUGAAACCAAUUACAGAACCACGUUAAUGGCCAACGGUAGUCAGGCUGAUAUGAUGCGGCGUUUGAGCUUCGCCGGAUCCUUACCCUCGGCAGGCAUUCCGCAGAACAGCAAACAUCGUACUGCGACACAUAACGCUAAGAUUUCACCUGCGGCUACGCCGCCAUCGAAGACAGAUAAAGCAAAAGCAACACCACUUCAAAAGGUGUACCAAAUACCCUCGAAGCAGUCGCCGGUACCGCUCCCACCGGGCUUCCUUGCAGCAAUGGCCACAUCGACUCCAGCAAGUGCGCCAGUGAAGGCAUCUCAGCCCGCGCCUCCAUCGACAAUGUCAGCAGCACAGGCAACACGGGCGACUUCAAGCGAAACCUUGCCUGCGAAGCCAAUUGAGCCGGCAAAGAUAUCUACGACACCAGUGCCGCUUCCCUCGUUUGCCCUGACGCCGCAGCAGCAUGCCUCGGCACUGAAGAACAUGCACACAGCGCAGUAUAAUGGCGAUGUGGAUAUCAACUCAUCGGCAGCCGACUCUACAGUUGCCAUUCUACGACAAAGCAACCAAGCGCAGCUGGAGCAGCAAGAAUUUGUUGAUGUUCCGGGCCGAGAAUCGAUGGAAUUUGUCGAUAACAUGAUGCGGAAUCUACGACGGGCCUCACAACAAGGGAUGUCGCCAAAUCCAUGA